Molecule: messenger RNA, 1329 nt
Organism: Lucilia sericata (common green bottle fly)
Lineage: Eukaryota; Metazoa; Arthropoda; Insecta; Diptera; Calliphoridae
Product: alpha-2-macroglobulin-like protein 1
Exons: 3
Coding region: 149-1225 (358 amino acids)
Source: RefSeq, a predicted model, not a curated record
CUUAAGUAUUCCAGCGGGAGAAAAAAUUUCAUCAUCAUUUAGCGUGAAAGUGCCCGGGGAUAGUGUACCCGAUUCAGACUAUUUUACUUUCUCUGUAGGUGGUCAUUAUUUAGUACCAACAGUGGAGAAUUUCGAUGAUCUAAUACAAAUGCCCACUGGUUGCGGUGAGCAAAAUAUGGUAAAUUUUGCUCCCAGUGUCUUAAUUUUGCAAUAUCUUAAAGCAAAUGGUAAAUUUUCUAAAGAGAAGACUUUGGUUGAUAGUUUACUUUCUUCUAUAGAAGUUAGCUACCAACAGCAGCUGUCAUUUCGUCAUGAUAAUGGUGGCUAUAGCGUCUUCGGUAUUUCAACCGAUGAGGAGCCUAAUACUUGGCUUACCGCCUAUGUGGUGCGUUACUUUAUAAAAGCUUCACAAUUUUUAGCAAUCGAAGAGACAAUAAUUGAAACUGCAUUGGAUUAUUUAGCCGGAGAACAAAAAUCAAAUGGAGAAUUUCCUUACACCGGCUAUUUACUAAAUCCAAAUCAUCAAAAUGAAUAUGGUCUUACAGCCUUUGUACUCUUAGCGUUUUUAGAAAGUCAAAAAUAUGCCAUUCGAUAUCAAGAAACCAUACAAAAAGGAUUAGAGUUCUUAAAUUCAAAUUUAAAUAAUACGAACAAUAUGUAUGCCCUGUCCUUAAUGGCAAUUGCUAUAAAGCAUGCCAAAGAUCAAAAUGCUAAUAUUCUUAUAAAUCAACUAAAAUCACAUGCCAAAGAAAAUAAUGGACUCAAAUGGUGGUCAGAAAAUGAUCAGAAUUUAGCUAAUGAUAUUGAAAUUACAUCAUGUGCUGCAAUAACUCUACUUGAAACCGCAGGAGAUCACACUUCUAUCUUAAAAUGGCUUAUACAACAACGUAAUGCUAAUGGAGGUUUUACCUCUUCAUACGAUACUGUAGCGGGCAUGGAGGCUUUGGUGAAAUUUUCUGAAACAUACAAAAAUCUUGAAAAUAUACAUUUGCAAAUUUCCUACAGUGCUAAAAAUGAAAAGGUAUGGAAGUGGCAGCAGAUAAAUUCUAUGUGGAUUCAAAUAAUAUUUUGGAUUUUCAAAAGCAUGAGCUACCAACAAACACACGCCAUAUUACUUUCGAAAUCCAGGGCAAUGGGGCCACUUUGGUGCAACUCAACCAUCAAUACAAUAUCGCUAAAGCUCAGGAAUUUUGCCAUUUUAAUAUACAGCCCAAGCCAAUAUUAAAAAAUGUCGAAGAAUUAAAUUUGGAGAUUUGUUUUAGUUACCAAACGUACACAGAACCACUUAACGAUGUCACCCAUAUGGUGAUAAUGGAAGCAAAUUUACCU